ACCAGAAGAAGAAGAAGAAGAGGAAUUCAUGAAUGUGGUAAAGAGUGUUUUUUAAUCUGGAACCAGCGGUGGCAAUGAGUGUGCAUACUAAAGUAGUUAUUAUAGGAUGCGGGAUAUCGGGUAUAGCAGCGGCACAGAGGCUCAUUAAAGCCGGAUUUCAUCAUGUGCGGAUCCUUGAAGCGACUGCAAGAAGCGGAGGAAGAGUAAAAACAGGAAGACUUGGUGAUAGUAUUGUUGAGAUAGGUGCAAACUGGAUCCAUGGACCGUCCGAGGAGAACCCAGUGUUUUGUCUGGCCCGUCAGUAUGGGCUCCUGGAUCCAGAGGCCCUCACCGCAGAGAACCAGGCCAUGGACAUUGGUGGACAUCCCCCCUGGGUUUCCAACGUCUUCAGCAGUUCAGGCCGGAAGCUGGAUGCUGUGGACCUUUAUCCUGCUUUGGAGAUGUUUUCUGAGCUGCUGCAUGACUGUUCAGAAUUUCACAGUCAAGGAGGAGAACCCUGGGCCAGUGUGGGAGAUUUCAUACGGUCAGAGGUGAACCAACGAGCAGCAGAGAAGUGGAAAGAUAUCGAUGCAAACACCAGAUCUCUGCUACUGUGUGUGAUCAGCAGCAUGUUGAAGGUGGAGUGUUGUGUUAAUGGGACUCACAGCUUGGAUGAGGUGGGCCUGGGGGCCUUCGGCCUUUACAAGACUCUACCUGGACUGGACUGUACAUUCCCAGGUGGCUAUGAAGGUCUAAUCAAAAACUUGAUGUCGGAGCUCCCCAGUGGUUUGGUGACCUACAAUCGUCCUGUGCGCUGCGUCCACUGGAACAACUCAGAGAAGAGUGAAAGCCCUGUGAUGAUUGAGUGUGAUGAUGGGGAGAACAUCACUGCUGAUCAUGUUAUCGUCACAGUACCACUAGGAUACCUAAAGAAGCACCAUUCAACUCUGUUCCAUCCUCCUCUCCCUCUACACAAGCUGCAUUCUGUCCAGAGACUGGGCUUUGGAACGAACAACAAAAUAUUUGUGGAGUUUGAUUCACCGUGGUGGGAUGCUGACUGUGAGGUCAUCUACCUUGUGUGGGAAGACGAGGAUGCCAUAGUGGACCAGGUGCCAGAUGUGCAGAGAUCCUGGAUAAAGAAGCUGUUUGGCUUCACUGUGCUCAAACCCACUGAAAGGUAUGGCCAUCUUCUGUGUGGCUGGAUUGCUGGGCAUGAGUCAGAGUAUAUGGAGACACUGUCUGAACAGGAGGUCACACAUGCCGUCACACAACUUAUUCGUAGGUUUACAGGGAACCCCACCAUCACCCCGAGGAGAAUUCUACGCUCCCAGUGGUUUCACGACCCCUGGACAUGCGGAUCCUACAGUUACCCUGGAAAAGGCUGUUCAGUGCAGGACCUGGAGAACAUGAUGGAGCCCCUGCCUGCAAAGGGAUCACAGUCACAACCCCUGCAGGUGUUGUUUGCUGGAGAGGCUACUCAUUCCUGCUACUACUCCACCGUCCAUGGAGCUGUUCUCAGUGGGUGGAGAGAAGCUGACCGGCUCAUCUCUCACUACUCCUCUGUUGGUCCAUCUGUGCCUGCCAAGUCAAAGCUUUAAAACAACAAUGCUGCUUUGACGAAAAGAGAUUUAUCAGAUUUUAUAUCUAAAAUCCACAAUUUCUUCAUACAUUGAUCUCAGAGUUGAUUUGGAGGAUUGUGUGGGACCUGCUGUUUAUUUCAAUCACUCACUUAAAAAGUUCCCAGACGGUGGGUUGUGCUACUGUGCUGACCUUAUACUGUGGAAUUCAUUUCUUUAAAAUACAAAUGGACCUGCUUGGAAAUGUCAACUUGGAUCAAUACAGUAAUUAUAUUUUUAUUAAAAAAAAAAAAAAAAGGGUUAAAAUGAAGAAUACAGCUAUAAAUAUUAACUAAAGAGAGAACUUUGUAUAUUUUUUGUAAAGAAAAAUUAAGAAAUUAAUUUUGAAUUUACAUGCUAAGAAAUGUUGUAAAUUAUGAAAGUUUAUAAAUCUGCUUAAUAACGACUCAGUUAUAAGAACUAGUUAUGCUUAAUAAAAAUGUUUUCAGUCUGAGUAAAUUUUCACAUUUAUGUGCAAAACAUUUCAGAAAAUUCAUUUUCACUUAUUCCAGCGUCCCGUUACCAUUUUAUUGUUUAUAACACAAUAAGUUGCUUUGCCUUUUGCACUUGCACUAAUGUGAUUUUCAUAUUAUGAUUAAAUUGAAUGAUAUGGUGAAACAUACAUGAUCAUAGAAAAGUGCUGGACUGGAGAACAUAAGGGAAUUGUUGUUUGAAUUAAUAUCUUAUUAAAACUACAGGCCAAAGCUGACAAGUGAGAAACUUACUGACACAAAUGCCCCAAAAAUUACAUUUAAUGAGAAGAGAUAAGCAAACAAAGGCAGAAACACAAA
This is a messenger RNA of Toxotes jaculatrix (banded archerfish), 2386 nucleotides long. It is a transcript of the gene paox, whose product is annotated as peroxisomal N(1)-acetyl-spermine/spermidine oxidase. The record is from RefSeq and is a predicted model, not a curated record. Gene Ontology annotation, molecular function: polyamine oxidase activity. NCBI's taxonomy places the organism in Eukaryota, Metazoa, Chordata, Actinopteri, Toxotidae. The transcript has 10 exons. The coding region runs from base 75 to 1577 and encodes 500 amino acids.